AUGCCUCCACGAAGAGCUGUUCAAGGUCAUCCCGCAAGGAGAAAUGUUGAUCCUCCGGAUCAAGGGGUUCCCAAUGCACCAGAAGUGCAACCCCAAGGAGAGGUCACUAAUACUGAGUUCCGAGAUUCUAUCUGGAUGUUGAGUCAAUUUGUGACCAACCAAGUUGGGCAACAAAUAGGGAAUCGACAAGAUGUGGCUGAUACAUCCAUGAUCCGUGAAUUCCUAAGGAUGAAUCCUCCAGACUUCACCGGUUCAAGUGUCACAGAGGAUCUGGAAAACUUUGUAGAAGAGUUGCUGAAAGUGCUUGAAGUGAUGCAUGUUGGAGAUUUCGAGCGUUUUGAACUAGUUGCAUACCAACUUAAGGGUGUUGCUAGAGAGGUUGAGGAGGACAAGCUGAGAGAUAGGGAAGAGUUCUGGAACAAGAAGGCUAAGGCUACAGGUACUGAGUUUGGACAACAGAAAACCGAAAAUGCAAACCGGUCAUCUUAUCAGCAAAGGCCAACUGGACCUUCUCCAUCAUCUGCUAGUUCACUUGCACCAAGGAACAGAGGUGAGUUCAAGAACCAGAAUUCUCAGAACUUCAGAGCUAGACUUGCUCAAUCACAAAGUAGUGUGGCAUAA
Solanum verrucosum is the source of this 621-nucleotide messenger RNA. RefSeq lists its product as uncharacterized. Lineage: Eukaryota; Viridiplantae; Streptophyta; Magnoliopsida; Solanales; Solanaceae. Bases 1 to 621 code for a protein of 206 amino acids. The record is from RefSeq and is a predicted model, not a curated record. The transcript has 2 exons.